AUCUCAAAACAUGUCAUCACACUUCCACUUUCUGUUCAUGGUACGAGGCCUUGGUCCUUUAUAAGAUAGCCCAUGAUCUAUCACGUCGGUUUGUCAAGUCCCUCAGCCCAAGCAUCACACUCAAUUAUCAUUCCAAUUUAACAAAUACAUGAAUCGCCCAUGUCAAUUUUACAAACAUAUGAUCUGCGUGCGACAACUCCGUCUCGUCUUUCCCCUUUCCCAUUCAGUAUAUAAAUAGUCAGUCAGUCAGUCAGUAAAUAAAUAAAAAGCCUAAUAAACCAUCUGUCUGUCCCCAUAGAAGUUUCUAUCUCAAACCCUUUUUGCCGACUUCAAAACAAUCGAAAAUCACUUUGGUUUUUUUAUGUGUUGGGGAAAAAAUGGGGAAUUGGAAUAGAAGAUGGAUACCGAGAAAAAAAUACAAGUACCAAGAUUUUCCACCUUCUCCUCCUCACCAUUACAAUCAAUUUUAUUCUCAUGCUAUCCAGGAAAAUAGUGUCCCAUCAUGGGAAAUAGAUUUUUGCAGAGCAGCUGGGAUUCCUUGGCACAAGGUUCUGAAUGCAAAAACAUACAUGCACUGUUAUGAUAAUGUGGUUAAGUGGGACGACUCUGCUGGUGAAGAAGCACUCAACAAUGCAAAAAAGAGAUAUUGGGCGGAGAUAAGUGGUCUUCCCCCUCAGAGUCCUCCUCCAAAUCCAGAUGUGUAUAUUGAUAAAGUUGAUUGGGACCCAACUAUCGAUCCGGAGCUGAUAUUAGAUUUGGACAGAGAAUACUUUAACCCUGAAGCUGCAAACACUGUCAAAUCUGAGAACAACUUAGUUUCUGGCAUCCUGAUAUGGGAGGAUAAAGCUGCUGAUAAUGGUGAAAAUCCUUGGGAAAGUGGUAAUGUGCAGGACUCUAAAACUGGUGAUAAUGAUGAAAAUCCUUGGGAAAGCGGUAAUUUGCAAGGCUCUAAAACUGGUGAUAGUGGUGAAAAUCCUUGGGAAAGUGGUAAUGCGAAGGGCUCUAAAGCUUUUGAGGAUGUGGAGCAGACUUGGAAUGAAUGGGAUAACCCUGUAAACAUCAAAGACAAUGAUCCAUGGGAAAGGAAUUGCCCUAAAACCCAGGGGACCUUGAAGGACACUGCCUGGGGAGGCUGUGCAAAUGAGUCAUGGGGUUGGAGCACAGGGUGGAAAUAUGAGAAUGAUGCUUGUGCUGAUAACAAUUUGUGGUAUCAAGGAAGUGAAAAUGUUUCUGGUGCUAAAGGAAACGAAUGGGUUAAUAAUAGAACUGGUUCCUGGGGUCGAAACCGUUGGAAUACUAGGGGGCAUGAGCAGUGGAAUUCAGACUAUGGCUCUCAGUGGAAUAGGAACCUUCGUCGAGGUGGUGGAACAACCUCAAAAGACAGAAGAUGGGGAGAAUCUGAGUACACAUCUUGGGAUUGGCAGCGACAACCAAGGCAAAGUAAUGAGAGGAAUGUGGAUUUUGGAAGACCUAGAAGAGGUGAUAAAACCUUUUAUACUGGUUCGCGCAAGAGGGAAGGUUCUUCGCAACAUAUGUUGAGUUAUAAAAGCUCAAGGUUUCAAGGUGACGAGCAGAGGACUGCGUAUAAUUGGAGAGAUGAAAAACCACAGAAAAGGGUUACUUUUAGCAUUUAUGACUAGUUGACCAACGUCUUACAUUACCUUUUUCAAUGAAUAGUUGACCCACUUCUGGGGAUCUUUUUGUAUGUUAUUUAACAUCAUUGGGUGUUACCGAGCUCAAUGGUGGAGCAGUUGCAACCAUGAUCUUGCAGGGGGAUGGUAGAGAAGAAUAGCAGGUUGUAAAAGGCAGCUCUCUCGUGCCUAUGAAUCCAGAGAAAUAGGAGGAUGCUUUAUUGCAUCAGGCAGAAUAUUUGUAACAUAAAGCUCUUUUUCUAGUUCAUUUAUAUCUUUUGCUUAAAUAGAAAAUAUCCUGCUGGCUGGAUACUUGGUUAGGUUUGUAGAUGAAUGAUAAAUGCAUGUUGUUAAGCCGUGUA
Capsicum annuum is the source of this 1993-nucleotide messenger RNA. Its product is annotated as bifunctional endo-1,4-beta-xylanase XylA. Lineage: Eukaryota; Viridiplantae; Streptophyta; Magnoliopsida; Solanales; Solanaceae. Bases 378 to 1640 code for a protein of 420 amino acids. The record is from RefSeq and is a predicted model, not a curated record. The transcript is spliced from 2 exons.